This is a messenger RNA of Hylaeus anthracinus, 456 nucleotides long. Its product is annotated as serine protease inhibitor swm-1-like. The transcript is spliced from 3 exons. The record is from RefSeq and is a predicted model, not a curated record. The coding region runs from base 111 to 359 and encodes 82 amino acids. Lineage: Eukaryota; Metazoa; Arthropoda; Insecta; Hymenoptera; Colletidae.
AUAAAUAUUCAUGAAAAUUCGGGGGUAUAAAAGGAGUAGCGAUCGUUGAGUAAAGUUAACACAACAAAAAGAUAGCUUAAAAGUAGAACAAGUGAAACCGUGGAAGAACCAUGUCUCGUUACGUUUUCGCUCUCGUCCUUCUGGUUGUGGUUGCUGUGGGUGUAAGCGCUGUCCCACCGGAGCAACCAUGCCCUGAAAAUAUGUUCUGGUCAGGCCUUGGAAGAAUGUGCGAGCCAAGCUGCGAAGAUCCGUCGUUCAGACUCUGUAGCGCUCCUCUCGACUUUGCCUGCCGCUGUAUGGAGGGCUUCUACAGAAACGGAGAUAGGUGUAUUCCCUUGUCAGAAUGUCCAAAACACUAAGAAAUUUAUCAACGACCAUCUCUGCUCCCUAAUGAACCCCUUCGUGUAACUACGCUUCUAAUGCAACGACGAUAAUAAACAAUUUUGCAUGCAGAAA